CAUACAGCCUUACAGAGACAGGAGGGGAGAGUCAGAGACGCGGAGAAGAAGAAGAGGAGUGAGAGAGAGAGAGAGAGAGAGAAGGAGAGAAUGUCUGCUGAGAGGGUGGCUCUCGUUCCUCGUUCACAAACCGGCCCUCGCUGAGACACCAUGGGCUGUAUUGGCUCCCGCACCAUCACAGCGGAUGCAGUUCCCGUUCGGAAAGAUGGGGAGCAGCAGGGACGUGCCGAGUUUUCCUGGGAAGGAAUCAAUCUGUCCAUGGAGGACACCACCUCCAUUUUGCCCCGUCUGAAGCGGAACACCAACUCCAACUCCUAUGGGAUUGGGGCUCUGGCUAAGUCCUCUCUGACAGGUGUGUCAGGAGUUACCAGAUCAAUGAAGGACAAAGUGACCAAGCCCACUGCCAUGGCUCAGGGUCGUGUGGCCCACAUGAUUGAGUGGCAGAGCUGGGGUCAACCAUCUGCAGGGCCAGAAGGGGGAGCGGGACGCUCCAAUCUGAUCCGCGCGCGAGAGAGACGGCUUGAAAAUGAUGCCUAUUGUGACCUGAGUGAUGGAGAAAAAGAGGCACGAAUGGCAGCGGGCAUUAUGCAGCAGCUUGCCAUUUCCGAGGCCACACUCUUUGCCUGGAACUCGAUGGAAGGAGAGAGUCUCUGUGCCGACUCCAACCAGGGCAGCGUGGCUCACCUCAGUGAGGUUAACCAGGAGAGCAUCACCAGCAGAGACCAGCCAUUGCAUCAUUCCUCCGCAGAUGUGUGGCCUCACACCUACGUCUCUCAAGGCCUUUACUGUCUUACCUCCUCUGAUGCAUGGGAGCCAAUCAGCAACGAGCCAUCGGGUGUGGCUUCUCCUGCUGCUGGCUCUUAUAUCAUGGCGGGUGGGGCUUCAGGAGAGGGUUAUGAUGGCUCCACCCACUAUUUACAGCAGCAGCAGCUGACACUGCAGCAGCAGAAUCAGCUACAGCAGCUCCAACAGUAUCAGCAGUACCAGCAGCAGCAGCAGCUCCUGCAGUAUCAACAGUCUUUGGAAUAUCGACUGCACAGCGCCUCCCACUCCUUACAAGCCACGCCCAACAGCACUAUUCACAGUUUGGGCCCGCCCACUCACCCGAGACUGGCUGACCUGUGGGCGGCAGCUCAGGUGGAGCCCCAUCAGGUAGAGAUGAUGGGACAAAUGGGCAUGACCAUGGCCGAAAUGGGAAUGACUGAAGUGUUCGGUGAGGAAUCUGUUGUGGUGGAGACCGAAUGCAUCCAAGAGGAGGAGGAAGCCAAGGAUGAUGACAUAACACUCACCCUCGAACCCGAGCUGACAUCCGUAACUCCUGCCCUGACCCCUCCCCCUCAAAGAGAGGACUCUACCCCACCUGGGGGCAUGAGCCCAGGGCGAGCACCAGCAGAGCCAGUGGCUGAGCACAUGACCUAUGAGGUCACAUCCUGCGUCAUCCAAUCGCUGGAGGAGAAGGAAGAAGAGGUGGAGGAUGGGGCUGUUGUCGUGGUGGCAACCAACUGAUGGUUCAAAUCAAGGGGCAGCUAAAAGAACAAAAAACAAAACCGUCUGUGAAAUAAUCAACAAGUUAAGCUUAUCGUAUACACCCUUUUACCCCAGAUGUGUACUCAUACGGACUGUCACAUCAGGAACAGAUUUAUUCGUUAUUAAACGCUGAAAGAACAUGCACUGAGCGGAGGGCGCAUUUAAAGACUAAACGUGGGAGAGCGUCAAAGCCGGGAUGAUGCAUUACAUGUGCUGCUGCUGCUGUUUUAUGGCAGGAGCGCUGACGUCCAAGGCCGCUUGCAAAUGAAAACGAAGAGUGCAAUACUGAGAAAUCAAUACAACCAAAAGAAAGUGCAUGCAUUUGUUUUCUUUUUUUUUUGGAGUAUUUAAGUGACUGAAUUAACAAUAUCCACAUAGUAAUAAUAUAUAUUGAUUUUUGUAAUAAAACUAAAAGCCAAUGAAACAAUAUGUAUUUGUAUGUAUAUAUAACAUGUAUGUACUGUAUGUUAGUAUGAAUGUAUGAAUGUAUGUGUCUUUAAAGGUAUAUUCUGAAAAAACAUUACGAAUUUGCCGUUUGCGUGAAGUUUCCCCAGUGUACCUCCAACACAUUCACGCACACACACACUCACACAAACACUGAUGCACACACACGUACACACCCUGGAAAACAUGUUUUGCUCUUAAUAUAUCCAAGCACAAUACUGCCCAAAUGGAAACAGUGCUGCCCUUUUCAACAUCCUAACUGUAUUGUUACUAAGACUUAUGCACUACUAUGGACAUAAACGAAUGUAUUGCCUAUCUUCUUAGCGACAGCCCGGUUUUCUUCCGUUCUACGUUCUUUCUCAUCGAUGUCUGUGUUUGUCUGCCUGGCUGAGCUGCUCAAUAUUGAUUUGCACUGAACAACAAAAGGCAAACUGAAGAGUCACCGUCAUCAUUCUGGGAAGUUCCAUUAAUCUUUGCAUGCAGAAAGAGGAGCAAACUUUGAAGAGUUGAGUCUGAGACUACGGGAAACCAAACUGAGAAUCAUGGGUCCAUUUUUGGUGAACUAAUAUGUAGAAGCCAUUUAUGCCAUGCAUAUUUUCCAUGUUAUUUACGUUUUAGCUUUCCUUGUAGCUGACUUAAUGCAAAGAGAUGAACUCACAUUACCUCAGUAUCGUAAUCAUGUGGUAAUGGGCUAGAUGACAUGUUCGGUCACAGUAUGUUUUUGUCACAACAGACCAUACGACUGUGGAAGGAAAUGAAACAGAAGGUGCUUUUCUGGUUAAUGCUUGCAGGCUUUCCACUAAUUAUUUAAUAAGCUGUAAAUGAAAUACCUGCUGCAGAAAGAAGUGCACUCGACUACUAGGGUGCACAUCUCAAACCUGUGUCGAAACUUAUAUACGCUCCAAGAGAGAGAGAGAGAGAAAAAAAAACAUUUUGGAUGUGGCAACAUUAACACUAAUUUAGAGUUAGAAGGCAUUUGGUUUAGCAAUGAUUUUUAUUCUUCGAUGUUUUUGAGAGUUUUGAUUAAUGCCGUUAUGCAAUGCUGAGGCAACAUUUAUUUUUCUAAAUUAACGAGGCCUGCGAGCUGUCAUCCUUUGUGAUAUUUCCAACAUCGUAGGACUAGCGUCUGCCGAACGAGAGUCAUUUUCACAGAUCUAGUCGUUGGGUUUGGAAUCAAAUCUCGAGAGCAGGCGAAAUGAGAAAGAUUGAAGUGGAUGACCUCUCGUGUUUAACGAACAAAAUGAGAUUCUGUUAGAAGUACACUCUCAGCAUCUUCAAUGUCAGAGCGCUUUGUGACAUGUCCAAAAGAUGGCAACAUUAUCAGCUGACAGCAAUGAUGCCACAAGGACAUAUUUCUGUCAUAUUCUGUGAAAUAUGAUGCAUUUAGUGCAGAAUGUCGAUGCGGUUUUGAUUAUUGAGGAAUAUAAAAUAAAGCUAGGUAUAGCGAUCUUGCAGUUUCUUCAACUCCAGUCGGUGUCAUCCUGUAACCUCAUCUAAAUCAUGUGCAUUUUAAUGUGCUGUAAAUAAAAUCCUUAUUGUGAA
Carassius gibelio (silver crucian carp) is the source of this 3513-nucleotide messenger RNA. RefSeq lists its product as uncharacterized. NCBI's taxonomy places the organism in Eukaryota, Metazoa, Chordata, Actinopteri, Cypriniformes, Cyprinidae. The record is from RefSeq and is a predicted model, not a curated record. Bases 151 to 1506 code for a protein of 451 amino acids. The transcript is spliced from 9 exons.